Molecule: messenger RNA, 1669 nt
Organism: Ctenopharyngodon idella (grass carp)
Lineage: Eukaryota; Metazoa; Chordata; Actinopteri; Cypriniformes; Xenocyprididae
Gene: ckma
Product: creatine kinase, muscle a
Exons: 8
Coding region: 184-1329 (381 amino acids)
Biological process (GO): phosphocreatine biosynthetic process
Molecular function (GO): creatine kinase activity
Source: RefSeq, a predicted model, not a curated record
CCAAUCACACUUCAGCGAGCUCUAAAAUGGGCCAGCCAAUGGCUUGCAGGGUUUGGUGGUAUAUAAACCCUAAUCUGACUGUUCUUGCUUGGGUGACCCCUAUUUCGGCUUUGGUGAACAGGAUCUGAUCCCAAGGACUGUUACCACUUUUUUUGUCUACUGUGCAGUGUUAGAAACGCAAUCAUGCCUUUCGGAAACACCCACAACAACUUCAAGUUGAACUAUUCAGUUGAAGAUGAGUAUCCAGACCUUACCAAGCAUAACAACCACAUGGCCAAGGUGCUGACUAAGGAAAUGUAUGCCAAGCUUAGGGACAAGCAGACCCCCACUGGGUACACAGUGGAUGAUGUCAUCCAGACUGGUGUUGACAACCCAGGUCACCCCUUCAUCAUGACCGUCGGCUGUGUUGCUGGUGAUGAGGAGUCCUACGAAGUGUUCAAGGAUCUCCUUGACCCCAUCAUUUCCGACCGCCACAGUGGAUACAAGGCAACUGACAAGCACAAGACCGACCUCAACUUUGAGAACCUGAAGGGUGGUGAUGACCUGGACCCCAACUACGUUCUGAGCAGCCGUGUGCGUACCGGCCGCAGCAUCAAGGGAUACGCCCUGCCCCCCCACAACAGCCGUGGAGAGCGCAGAGCUGUGGAGAGACUGUCUGUUGAAGCUCUGAACAGCUUGGAUGGAGAGUUCAAGGGCAAGUAUUACCCCCUGAAGUCCAUGACUGAUGCCGAGCAGGAGCAGCUGAUCGCUGACCACUUCCUCUUUGACAAACCCGUCUCCCCCCUGCUGCUGGCUGCUGGUAUGGCCCGUGACUGGCCCGAUGCCAGAGGCAUUUGGCACAAUGAGAACAAGACCUUCCUGGUCUGGGUGAACGAGGAGGAUCAUCUGCGUGUCAUUUCCAUGCAGCAGGGUGGCAACAUGAAGGAAGUGUUCAGGCGCUUCUGCGUUGGUCUUCAGAGGAUCGAGGAAAUUUUCAAGAAGCACAACCAUGGAUUCAUGUGGAACGAGCAUCUUGGUUUCAUUCUGACAUGCCCCUCCAACCUGGGCACAGGACUGCGUGGUGGUGUCCACGUCAAGCUGCCCAAGCUGAGCACACACCCCAAAUUUGAGGAGAUCCUGACCAGACUGCGCCUGCAGAAGCGUGGCACAGGUGGUGUGGACACCGCUUCCGUUGGUGGAGUGUUUGACAUUUCCAAUGCUGACCGUCUGGGCUCUUCAGAGGUUGAGCAGGUGCAGUGUGUGGUUGAUGGCGUCAAGCUGAUGGUCGAGAUGGAGAAGAAGCUGGAGAAGGGCGAGUCUAUCGACAGCAUGAUCCCUGCCCAGAAGUAAAGCGGGAAUCCUUUGAUUUUUUUCCUCGUCUUUGUAUUUUUUUUUUUUUUUACAGUCCAUCAUGCGACCUGACAUCAAUGCAGAGGAAACUGCUGCUCAAAAAGACAGUCUAGCCUUUGCAUCUGUCUUGCUUUCCUUUUUUCCUUCUUCUUUAUUUUCAAUGAAAUUUUGCCAUCAUUUUUUUCCACUUUGUUUCCUGUUCGGUCGGUAACAUCCUGGGAUCAGAUUCCCGGCGAAGGUGCGAGUGCCUGUCGUCGAGGCUUCACCUCAAUUUCAACCUUGGUUGUAAAAAGUGAAUCAAUCAAGUUGUAUUUAAAAUAAACUUACCCCAUAAAACACA